GAAUGUAUGUGGGGUCAGGAGAAAUCGAAUAAACAAGGGGUCUAAGGUGAUACAGGCCUCAAUCCUGGUACGCGCCCUAGGUCAAACGUUCAGGUCAAACAGCCAUUGGCAUUGAUGUCUCAGACGGACAGACGGUGAUAAAGACCUUAGCCAGAUGCCCGUCGGGUAACAUGACUGUCAAAAAGUUGGCCAGUCUCAUGGAGGGCUGGCUCGUAUCUCAUAAUGUGGACAGGAGGUUAUGUCUACUCAGAUCCGAGCAAGUUACUAAGGACGAUGCUGGACCUACGAACACGUUUAAUGCCUACUUCGGCUCUCGUGAUUGAGGAUUCCCUGCUCCCAACUGGAAAACUUGUCCCUGGAUUGAAUCCGGAUCUGCAUUCUGCUCAAAAUCCCAUUCCGUCCCUGCUGUCUCUGAAGCUGCAUUCUCAUUCUCAUUCGCUCACAAAUUCUGCCGUAUCGCUAAUACUUUCUUACUAUCCUCAUCUCAUCACUCCUUUCACUCAACUAUCCCUCUCCUAGAUUCCUAUAGACGUCCCCCGUUAUCCCACUCAUUCUCAGUUAUCUUCCAUAGACACAUCCCACUGGGUGGUUUUCGUCCCGUACUGGAUUAAU
Messenger RNA from Somion occarium, 612 nucleotides. Lineage: Eukaryota; Fungi; Basidiomycota; Agaricomycetes; Polyporales; Cerrenaceae. The record is from the annotation of a GenBank genome assembly.